Molecule: messenger RNA, 1458 nt
Organism: Aspergillus campestris IBT 28561
Lineage: Eukaryota; Fungi; Ascomycota; Eurotiomycetes; Eurotiales; Aspergillaceae
Product: cytochrome P450
Exons: 4
Coding region: 1-1458 (485 amino acids)
Molecular function (GO): oxidoreductase activity, acting on paired donors, with incorporation or reduction of molecular oxygen; iron ion binding; heme binding
Source: RefSeq, a predicted model, not a curated record
AUGCUUCGUGAGCUCGAACCCUACGCGACAGGUCUGGGACCCUAUGGGUUGGCGGGAGUGCUGCUCCUGUCCACCUUGGUUUUGUUGCUGGCACCGUCGUACGGUUCGCGACUUCCCCUCGUCAAUGGGAAGAAACGCUUCGAAUUCCAAAGUACCAAUGCGAAAAGGCGUUUUGUGCAAAAUGCACAGAAUCUGAUCCAGGCGGGACUGGCGAAGGCCAGCGCAUUCCGCAUCAUCACCGAGAACGGUGAAAAGACAGUUCUGUCGCCAAAAUACGCCCCUGAACUUCGCAGCCACCAUGCGCUGAACUUCGGUUUGAGCGUAGCUGAAGAAUUCCACUCGACACUCCCGGGUUUCGAGCCCUUUGCCGAGGGAACUUCCGUCGAAUCGAUUCUGCAGGAUGCUAUUCGGACGAAACUGACGCAGAGUCUCGACUGGCACGAAGUCAACCUGAAGGGCACUAUCCUGCGAAUUGUGGCCCAGCUCUCCUCCAAAGUCUUCCUAGGCGACAGGAUCUGUCGCGAUCCCGCCUGGCUCCGCAUCACGGUCACCUACACGGUCAACUCGUUCCUCGCCGCCCAGGACCUCCGUAUGUGGCCCAAGCCCCUUCGACGUUUCGCGAACUGGUUCCUCCCGUCUUGCCGUAAAAUCCGGGAGCAGCUCAAGGAAGCCAAGGAUAUCAUCACGCCAGUCAUCGAAGAACGUCGCGCCGCCAAAGAAGCCGCCCUCAAGGAAGGCCGGGAGCCUGAACGCUACGUCGACGCCAUGCAGUGGAUGGAAGAAUCCGCCAAGGGCCGUCCCUACAACCCGACUCUCGCGCAGAUCUCGUUCUCCGUCGCUGCCAUUCACACCACGUCCGACCUGCUCACUCAAGUCCUUUUCGACAUCGCCGGCAAGGAUGACCUGGUUAACGAGAUGCGCGACGAAGUCAUCAAAGUGAUUCAGGAAGAGGGAUGGAAGAAGGCGACUCUGUACAAGCUUCGACUCAUGGACAGCGUGCUGAAGGAAACCCAGCGGGUGAAGCCCAUCGCUAUUGCCUCCAUGCGCCGUCUUGUCCAAGAGAAAGUCACUCUCUCCGACGGAACCGUCCUCCCCAAAGGCUCACACAUCCUCGUCUCCACCAACAGCAUGUGGGACGAGAGCGUAUACCCCAACGCCGAGACCUACGACCCCUACCGAUUCCUGCGCCUGCGCGAAGUCCCCGGCCACGAGACCUCCGCCCAGUGCGUGUCUCCGUCCCCGGACCACAUGGCGUUCGGAUAUGGCAAGCACGCUUGCCCCGGUCGGUUCUUCGCUAUCAAUGAGGUUAAGAUCGCGCUGUGCCAUAUCCUUCUGAAGUAUGAGUUUAAGCUCGCUGAGGGAUGUAAGGUGAUGCCGAUGAAGAAUGGCAUCUCACUCAAUUCGGAUCCGAGGGCGAAAGUUGCUUUCCGGCGACGGAAGGAGGAGUUGGUUAUAUAG